Lathyrus oleraceus (garden pea) is the source of this 987-nucleotide messenger RNA. Its product is annotated as protein HAIKU1-like. Bases 1 to 987 code for a protein of 328 amino acids. NCBI's taxonomy places the organism in Eukaryota, Viridiplantae, Streptophyta, Magnoliopsida, Fabales, Fabaceae. The transcript has a single exon. The record is from RefSeq and is a predicted model, not a curated record.
AUGGAAAACUUGAGAAACUGGAAGAAUGAGAAUAUGGGUGUAAACAAAAUAGGGAAGACAAUAAAAAAGAAUUCAUCACAGCAAUCAAUUGAUUUCGGAAACAAUGGCAUAACUAGCGGCAAACAUCAUUACCCGCAUCCAAAAAUUCAUCACAUUCACAAAGACGAAUUUAAGAGUUUUGUUAUGCAGACUACUGGAAGAGAAUCAAACGGUCCUACUAAAACUCAAUCUGAGUUUAGUAGGUUGCAGCAAAAUAGGCCUCCUCCGCUGGCCAAUGUGAGGCCACUUGUUCGGUUUCCGAUGCAACCACCACCUCCACGGGUGCCUUACAUUAACGGACUGACCGUCCCUCCGUUGCAGACGAUUAGUGGUCCUCCGGGUUUCGACAAUUCAUGGAAUAAUUUCGUCGAGUCUCCAAUCUCAGCUUUCAUGAGAGAGUUUCAAGACUUGACGAACUACUACGACGGUGGUGCAUCCAGAGGUAAUCAAUUCCAAUCAUACCCUCCUCCUCCCCAACAAUCAAUAAUCAAUAAUGUUAAUGUUAAUGUUCAAUUUCAACCACAGUAUUUUCCGAUUCAAACUCAAAUGGUUAACAAUGUUGAACAUUAUAACCUAUCAUCUGCUAGCAACCAAAAUUUUCCGAAUCCUAAUCCUUCAGUGUCUAUGAAUGUUGCUAGCAACCAAACUUUUCCUAUGAACACUGACAAUCAAUUUAUGAAUAAUUUUCCUCCGUCACAAGGAAAUUACUAUAUGUCUCCAACUUCUGAAUACUUGUUGGCUUCGCCGACACAAAAAGUGAAUGUCCAAUCUUCUCAGUCGCCUUAUAGGCCUCUCUUGUCACCAAUCAUUUUCUCUUCGCCUCCGUCCCCGGAUUACCCUUUCGAACCAUGUCUACAUAAUGAGAUUUUAAGUCCCGAACCUCCGUCUCCACUUUCUGCAGGCAUAUUUCCUUUCACAAGUACUCAUAGGCCAGAUGAUGAUGAAUAG